Sipha flava (yellow sugarcane aphid) is the source of this 1625-nucleotide messenger RNA. It is a transcript of the gene T3dh, whose product is annotated as hydroxyacid-oxoacid transhydrogenase, mitochondrial. The transcript has 2 exons. Gene Ontology annotation, molecular function: metal ion binding; alcohol dehydrogenase (NAD+) activity. NCBI's taxonomy places the organism in Eukaryota, Metazoa, Arthropoda, Insecta, Hemiptera, Aphididae. The record is from RefSeq and is a predicted model, not a curated record. Gene Ontology annotation, cellular component: mitochondrion. The coding region runs from base 196 to 1587 and encodes 463 amino acids.
CUAGUUAGAGAUUAAUCUUUCAGAACCUUAAAAUAUCCAACACUUUCCAACAAUCGCUGAUCACUGUCUAUGAAUCAUAAAAUUGUGAACCAUCAUUAGUCUUCUUCAAAAGGUGAAUUAUCGUAGGGAAUUAUUUUAAGAAAUACGAGUAAUAUUGGUUUUUUAUUGUCAGAAUUGAUUUGAAGAUUCUUCAACAUGAGGUCUAGAGUAAUAAGCUUAAUGGACACGCUUAACUCUGUCUCUUGUAGAUGUCCAGCUCACUCUAAUCUAGGAAAUCUACCAACAAGGCUCAGUUCAACUGUAGAUCAAAAAGAGUAUGCUUUUGAAAUGGCAUGUUCCACUAUUAGGUAUGGACCAGGUGUCACCAGAGAAUUGGGUAUGGAUAUGGUUAAUAUGCAAGCCAAACAGGUAUGUGUCAUGACGGACUCAAAUCUAGUCAACUUAUCGCCAGUAAAAGCAGUGCUUGACUCUCUUACCAAAAGUGGUAUAAAAUAUGACCUCUAUGAUAAAAUUAGAGUAGAACCUAAUGAGAAAAGUCUUGAGGCCGCUACUGACUUUGUACGUAACUUGCAAUUUGAUGCAUUCAUAGCUGUUGGUGGUGGUUCUGUCAUGGACACUUGUAAGGCAGCCAAUUUAUACUAUUCUGAUCCAGAAGCAGAAUUGUUGGAUUAUGUUAAUCCACCAAUUGGUAAAGGAAAACCAGUUACUGUACCAUUAAAACCACUGAUCGCUGUACCGACUACCACUGGAACAGGAAGUGAAACAACUGGUGUCUGCAUAUUUGAUUAUGAAAAGUUGAAAGCUAAAACUGGUAUUGCCAAUCGAGCUUUAAGACCAACGUUAGGAAUUGUUGAUCCUUUGCAUGCAUUAACUCAACCAGAAAGAGUUUGUGCUUUCAGUGGUUUUGAUGUAUUUGGUCAUGCAUUAGAAUCGUUCACAGCUGUACCAUACAACGAGAGGUCACCACGCCCAACUAAUCCAAUUUUAAGACCUGCUUAUCAGGGACGUAAUCCCAUCUCAGAUGUUUGGGCUCGAUACGCAUUGGAUGUUAUAAAAAAGUACUUCAAGAGGGCAGUAUAUGACCCCGAAGACUUUGAAGCGCGAUCCAGCAUGCAUUUAGCCUCUACUAUGGCUGGUGUAGGUUUUGGUAAUGCAGGUGUUCAUUUAUGCCAUGCUCUGUCUUAUCCAAUUUCGGGAAAUGUGAAAAAAUAUCAAGCCGUUGACUACAUUGCUGAUCAUCCUAUUAUUCCUCAUGGGUUAAGUGUUAUUAUGUCAGGGCCUGCUGUGUUUGAGUUUACAUCAUCAGCUAGUCCAGAACGUCACAUUGAAGGAGCCAAAUUAUUGGGAGCUGAUGUCAGUAGGAUCAAAAAUGCUGAUGCUGGAAAGGUAUUAGCUGAUGUCAUACGUGGAUAUAUGCAAGACAUGAAAAUUGAUAAUGGUUUGUCAGCACUUGGAUAUACUAAGGACGAUAUUCCAGGGUUAGUGAAAGGUACAUUACCACAGCACAGAAUAACAAAACUUGCUCCGCGAGAACAAUCAGAAGAGGAUUUAAGUCUGUUAUUUGAAAAAUCAUUGACUGUUUUUUAAAAAGUACAAAUAUAUGAUUUAUUUUAAUUAUUGUUGAA